UUUCUUUGUCCCCCAGGAUAUUUAGGCAUGCUGCAUCCGUCAUGGCUUCACUAUCAUAUCUUCCGCAGGCUCAACGUAUUCGAUACAUAUUGCGCAGGCCUAUCUACAGUCCCGCAACACCACAACCACAGCUACUGUUGCAACCCAUCCCGAACAGUGCAACAUGGCCGACCACCACAAUUCAAAUGGCGCGAAUAGUUCUGACGCCGCACCAGUAGAAAGAUUAAAGCCCAAAUUCAGCCUCUCCCAAGUUCUACGGGACCAUCCAGAGCUCACCAUGGACAACGAUCCCGAGGAAUACUUCAGAUCCGUCCCAGCCAAGAUUCAAGCUUCAAUCAGAAAGGAUGAUUCGUCUGAGGCAACAGGAUCCGAUGUCGACGAGAAACAGGCGCUGGAAGUGUUGCUCAAAGUACUCCAGACACGAGGGAUCGAUCUCAAUCUGAGCGAACUUAGGAAACGGUUAAGCCUUGAUGCAACAGAGAUCCCCUCGCCUGACCCCCCUGCUGACCUAGAAGCUGGAACGAAUGAAGAUAUCGACAGCAACACCGACACCAAUGGGACCCCAGACCGACGAGAUGAAACGAAUCUUGCAGCAAUACCAAAAAUGACCUACAACGAUCUUCUCGCGAAGAUCGACUCGAAGCUGGACAAGGUGGACGCAGACCUCCGAUUGAACAUCAUUCUUCCCCCUAGCUCCUAUAACCCCUUCUUGACAUCUCUUGGUUCCAUUCUGCUCCAGCCACGAGCCUCUGCCACAAAAGAACCCCCAGUAUACUUCAAGGUCCACAAAGUUCUCCUCACUGUGCAUUCGCACCGGCUCUACGCUCACCUCCAGGUAAACAAGCAUAAGCAUGAGCGGAUAUUUCUCGUAGACACCGAUAAGCAAACCCUCAGCCGCGUGAUCGAUUGGCUCUACUAUCCAACCGACUACGACUUGCGCUCCCUCCCUACCGACACGCUCCUCAAGAUCAUCGCUGUAGCAGCUAUGCUCCGCAUAGCAAAGCUGCAUAACAGCAUCGCAGAACUUCUACUGGAGCGACAUACGCGGCGUGCGCAUUUGUUUUCGUAUCCGCCUGCGUUUGCGCCGUCGAAGCGAGCGUUGAGAGAAGUAUACGAGCGCAGCAAGGAUGGCGACGGUAUUCGCAAGCUAUGCGGGUAUCUCUUUACCAGAACGGGACGGUUGCACUACGAGGCCGAGGAGGACUGGGAGCUUGCGGUGUCCCGGGACGUGGAGCGUUGGGUGGAGGAGAAGGGUAGAUUGGGCGAUGAUUGGAAAAAGGUUCCCGCGAGUGAGUUCUUCUUGGCCAGUAGUAGAGGGAGUACGAAGGGCAGGGAGGUGGGCUCUGAAGGGGCCCCACAGACAGGCGCUUUGAUGAGGACAUAGGGCACGCGUUCUGCAGCCGUCAGCCCGACGAGGUCAUAGGUAAAAUCGCAUCCACGUCAAUCCUUUGAGAGCCUCCGGGCUGCCUUCUAGCUACCAGACCAAAGUCAUUGAUAGAGUAGGCAUUUUCCACUCUGGAAAUCGAAGCAUGGAAGUUAAUGCAUGUCCUCGCCAGAAUUCGUUCUUGCUUCGUCCGUUAUCCUGUUCGCAUCACCCUUCAAGCCCCCUCCUCCUUCUUAGGCACUUGCUCAUGAAGCCGCGCCAUCGCCUCCUUCACGGGACUAGCAUCCAUCCAAUUCUCAAUACUUUCAACCCACA
Molecule: messenger RNA, 1699 nt
Organism: Trematosphaeria pertusa
Lineage: Eukaryota; Fungi; Ascomycota; Dothideomycetes; Pleosporales; Trematosphaeriaceae
Exons: 1
Coding region: 164-1384 (406 amino acids)
Molecular function (GO): protein binding
Source: RefSeq, a predicted model, not a curated record